GCACUUCGCACGGCCGGACUUACACCUUGCGAUCUUCAUUACGAACUACAUUGCCAUGGUACCCGCCGCAAACCUCGUUGGAUUCGCAGGCCAAGAGUUCUCGCGCAAGCUCCCUGCCGCGAUUGGUGUGAUCGUUGAAACGACGUUUGGCUCCGUUGUUGAGAUCAUUUUAUUCAUGGUAUUGUUGAAGACGGGAGAUGGGAAUGUCCAGGUCAUCCGCGCCGCCAUUCUUGGUUCCAUUCUGGCUAACAUGCUUCUAUGCAUGGGGGCAUGUUUCCUUGUUGGCGGCCUGAAGCGCGAUGAACAGGAGUUUCACCCAGCUAUUUCCGAAGUGGGAAGUGGAUUGAUGCUAGUAGCAGGAAUGGGACUUAUACUCCCCGCCGUCUACUUUGCUGCACUCGACAAGAGGACGGAUCUAGAGCUAGGACCAGGCGAGAUAGGCUCUGAGACGCUGAAAAUCUCGCGCGCAGUGGCGAUCAUCCUGCUGGUAGGGUAUCUGAUAUACCUCUGGUUCCAGACAAAGAGUCACGACUCGUUGUUCACGGAAAUCUACGAGCACGACGACCACAGAGAUGCCGACCGCCAUAAGGAUCUCGCAAAGGACAAGCUCACCUUGACAGAAAGUAUUCUCGCCAUCGCCAUUGGCUUGGCAUGUGUUUCGAUGAUUGCCGUUUUCCUGGUUCUUCAGAUUCCGUACAUGGUGGAAGAACGACAUAUUAGCGAUGCUUUCGUGGGCUUGAUCCUCGUCCCACUUGUUGAGAAAAUAGCAGAACACCUCACGUCUGUGGACGAAGCUUGGGACAACCAGAUGAACUUUGCGAUUGCGCAUGUACUGGGCGCCAGCAUCCAGACAGCGUUGCUCAACACGCCUUUGGUCGUGAUCGUCGGUUGGGGCAUUGGUGUGGGAAUGGACCUGAAGUUCGAGAUCUUUGACGCGGUGGCAUUGAUCUUGGCGAUUCUCGUCAUGGGAUCGUUCCUCAGAGAUGGGAAGUCGAACUAUCUUGAAGGAGUGCUCUGCAUAAUGGUGUAUAUCAUUAUUGCCAUUUGUGCAUUCUUCUAUCCGGACCCGCCGCAUCAUGGAGGAGGCCAUGGGGGAGGCAAUGGGGGAGGCCAUGGGGAAGGCCAUUAAGGAGCUUCUUUACAGAUUGGGAAUGCGUUGGCCAGCUUUGCGGCAGCUCAUAGCGAAGGAGUCCGUUUCACAACUGAUUAUAUGGGAAACUUUUAGAGAAUAGAUACCAAUUCAUUUUUUCGAACAGAGAA
Molecule: messenger RNA, 1260 nt
Organism: Westerdykella ornata
Lineage: Eukaryota; Fungi; Ascomycota; Dothideomycetes; Pleosporales; Sporormiaceae
Exons: 3
Coding region: 56-1129 (357 amino acids)
Biological process (GO): intracellular calcium ion homeostasis; calcium ion transmembrane transport
Cellular component (GO): fungal-type vacuole membrane
Molecular function (GO): calcium:proton antiporter activity
Source: RefSeq, a predicted model, not a curated record